UACCAAACCCUCACCUCUCGAAUUGAAAUAGGCACACAAAAUCCCCUGCUAAAUAAAAUCCACAGCACUGAAGGAAGGAAGGAGAGGAUGAGCGGACAUCUAUGGCAACUUCCUUACUCGUCGCUUCUGUUCAAUCGCACCAAGUUGUAUCAAGGUUUGUACGCAUUACCAAAAAUGAAAAUCUAUUCCCUGUGUUCCAGUAAACAAAUCCAAACAACUACUUACGAGGUUGUGAACGGAAGCUAUUUAGAGACAUCACUUGUCAAGCAAGAAAACAAAACCAAGGAUACAACACCCGCACCCGUUGCACUUGAUACGGUCGGUGCCUUCCAAAAGUUACCGAUGGUGAUGCCAUCGGUUGAUAUAUAUUAUUCGGCACUAAGAAAGGCUAGGAGGGUCUCACCCACAAAGGGGAUUGCCAAUGCUGCUAAGCGUGAGAAAAACAAAGGUGCAAAACAACUUGAUGCCCUAAUGAAGGAACUAACCCUGCCGUUAAAAACGUACAAAGAAAAGUUCCCAAAUAAGAGACAUUUGCACCCUUAUGAACGGUCUCUUAUUGAGCUAACUUUGGGAGAUGGAAAUUAUGAAGAGGUUUUAGGAAAAGUUGAUUCUCUUAGGAAGAAACUAGUAUCAGUCGGAAAAGAACAUGCAUCGCUAUGUGCUCAGUCGUCAACAAAGCGGGAAGCAGAGGAGAGGUUAGCAGAGGGAAUAAAAAGACUCGAAGAAAUCUUUCAUUCUGAUGGAAAAGCUGUUGAUGAGUUGAUGCAAAUCGCCAAGAGUUUAAGGGCAAUGCCAGUUGUUGAUCUUGAAAUGCCGACACUCUGCCUUGUUGGAGCUCCUAAUGUUGGAAAAUCAUCGUUAGUGCGCAUACUUUCUACAGGAAAGCCCGAGAUCUGUAACUACCCUUUUACAACGCGAGGAAUUCUGAUGGGCCAUAUAACUUUGAGCUACCAGCAUUUCCAGGUGACAGAUACACCUGGGAUUCUAAGGAGACGUGACGAGGACAGGAAUAAUCUUGAAAAGCUAACACUCGCUGUGCUCGCUCAUCUUCCUACUGCCGUAUUAUUCGUUCAUGAUUUAACCGGAGAAUGUGGGACCUCUCCUUCCGAUCAGUUUUUGAUUUACCAAGAAAUAAAAGAAAGAUUCAGUAGUCAUCUAUGGAUUGAUGUCGUCUCCAAGUGCGAUCUGUUGCAAGAAUCUCCUGUAUUUUACAUCACAGAAGACGCCGAUGCUGACCAUUCUGAGUUGCUAAAAUACCGAACAACGGGACCUGAUGGAGCGCUUCGUGUAUCAGUUAAGAGUCAAGUCGGGAUCAAUGAGUUGAAGAGUAGAGUGCAUGAGCUUCUGGUAUCUCAAUCAGCAAGACUAAACAUUGAAAAACCUGAGGCCACGACUAAUGCUUCGUCUCCACGCAAAAUUUUUAUAUAAUUUGGAGUUUUCAGGUCGAGAUGAGGUAAACAAAUUACAAUAUUUGGAAAUACAACCUCGUGGCAAACCGAAGGAAAAAUUCCGGGGUAUGGAUGAUAUGACCCGUAAUGGUGAACUUAGCCCAGGUGUGCCAUAGCUAUUGAUGGUUAUUCUGAGGAGAAAGGCGAUCAUGGUCAUAGUUUAGGAAUGAGUUAUUGGUUUUCUGGAUAAUGUUCUUGUGAUGCAUUAAAUUUUUAUACGAAAGUGUAAAACAAGACUAUUAUAUACUAUUAAGAUUAUUAAUUAGUUUAGAUAUAUAAUUGAAAAUUUAUAUUUC
Molecule: messenger RNA, 1744 nt
Organism: Helianthus annuus (common sunflower)
Lineage: Eukaryota; Viridiplantae; Streptophyta; Magnoliopsida; Asterales; Asteraceae
Product: nucleolar GTP-binding protein 1
Exons: 13
Coding region: 88-1428 (446 amino acids)
Biological process (GO): ribosomal large subunit biogenesis
Cellular component (GO): nucleolus
Molecular function (GO): GTP binding; RNA binding; GTPase activity
Source: RefSeq, a predicted model, not a curated record